AUGGACGGCCAAGGGAAACCAGAUGGACCUAAAGUUAGGGUUAUCAGAAGCGUCCCAAACACUGUCCAAAAUAGGCAAAAAGAAGUCGACAAUCAACCGCCAAAACCAAAACGGAUUGAAGCGACGCCAACGGUUACUAAAAACCCGUCGAUAGAUGAUAAACCACCAUUUAAUAGUAAUAUCAGUACUAUUUUGGUGAAUAAUCCAACAACAAAAUUAGAAAUUCAAUCGGAGCCAAAGCACCAUACAAUUUCGCAAGAUGGUACCCAAAAUGUUACAGAUAUCCAGAUCUUGUUAUCGGGGCCGGUACAACAAGCUCAGAAGCCAUCGGCCGCUUCGGAUAUUAGUAUGCUUGUAAACCAUCAAACGAAUGCAGAAGCUCCUCAGAAUAAUGUAAAAACGAUGCAUAUUCAAGCACUUUUACAAGGCCCAGAACCUGCUAAUCCACCUCCUACAAAAGUCCCUAGGGCUGUGUCAAUUAUUAAGCGCGCUGAGCCCAUAAAAGUUGGUGUACCAGAAAAGAAAAUAAAUGCGCCAACAAUUAUUCAAAGUUCUCCGAUAAAUUUACUCAAUUUACAAUCCGAUCAUAAAAUCCAGCCAAUUGAGCCUGUUACUGCAUCUACACCUUACUCCCUUCAAUCUAUGAUUAACGCUACUGCUCGUCCAGCCUCUGUACCUCAGCCAAGCCAUCAAAAGGUAUUAAAUCCUGUGGUCGUAAAGGUGACUCCGAAAGUCAACCCUCCGGCAGCUCCUUAUCCAGAGCUUCCGACCGCAAAGGAUGUAGUCGAGCAAAUAGCUGAUAUCGAUAAGUUGUUGACCAAAUACAAAGCAGAACUUACAGAAUUAGAAAACGAACGAACCUACGGAAUGCUGAGUGCUCCAAUCACAUCUGAUGCGCCAGCAAGUAGCUUAAUACAAGACUUUCACGGCUCAAUUUUUUCUCAUUCUUUAGGAGCUUCAAUUAUCGAGAAAAACAAAGAAAUAGCUCAACGCUCAAAAGAAAAACAUAAACUUCCUGAGCCAUUCAAGCGUCAGCGCUUUACCCAUAUUACACAUUUACCAUUUUACAAGAAAGAAGAUGGUAAUUCUUCAGAAAUGGCUGAGCCAAUCUUCCAAACUAUUUGCCAGAGAUUAUCUCUUGCAGAUGAGAAAGCUCAAAAACUUGCGAUUGAAUACAAAGAAAGAUACGAGCUCUGGAACGAAAGCAACAGACAACUUUCGAUCUACCACAAGGAAGCGCACGAGAAAAUCGAUCGAUGGCCGCCAGAAUUUGAUAAAUGUCUUCAAUAUAUUAAGCCAAAUGACAAAACUAACACAGUUCACGUUGCUCCAGACCAGAUUAUGUACCUCGAUGAUACAGAGAAAGAAACUUACCUCUACUACGACGAGAACAGCUUCGUAGAAGACCCUGUUGCCGCUCAUUUAGAAUAUAAGAACAGACUUUCAUGGACAGAGAACGAGAAGCAGACUUUCCUGGAGAAGUACGCCCAGCAUCCAAGAGAAUUUAAGAAGAUUGCCGCUGCUUUGCCGCUGAAAACAAUCAAAGACGUUAUAGAGUACUAUAAUAUCAACAGAAUUAAGCUGAAACUCGGCCAAAUAGAGAAGUCAUAUAGAAAGAAAGGCCGAAGAAGAGUUAUUAUUGAUGAAUCAGGUCAUUAUUAA
Trichomonas vaginalis G3 is the source of this 1662-nucleotide messenger RNA. RefSeq names its product glycolytic process regulation protein. Bases 1 to 1662 code for a protein of 553 amino acids. The transcript has a single exon. Gene Ontology annotation, biological process: regulation of transcription by RNA polymerase II. NCBI's taxonomy places the organism in Eukaryota, Parabasalia, Trichomonadida, Trichomonadidae. The record is from RefSeq and is a predicted model, not a curated record.